AUAAAAAGUUCUGAAGUCAACAAAUUGUAUAUCCGUUUGCCAAUAAACAUCAAAGACGAAGUAUUUAUCAAAGAUUUGCAUCCGAAUAUUGUUAAAGUUCAAAUCCCUCGACAGAAAAAGCGUUGGUGUUUCGCCGAGUUCCGGAGCAAGGAGGAACUGCUAGAAGCAAUUGAGGAUCUAAAGAAGAUAAAAAUAAACAACAAAUCAAUUCACAUUAAAAGGUGGUACAAGAAGUCCAACAGGAAGGAUAAGCCUAAGCCUACUCCAUCCGAAGGAGCCACCACGGAAUCAUUAGAGACUCUUCUAAAUCAGAAUUGA
Molecule: messenger RNA, 318 nt
Organism: Phyllotreta striolata
Lineage: Eukaryota; Metazoa; Arthropoda; Insecta; Coleoptera; Chrysomelidae
Source: the annotation of a GenBank genome assembly